This is a messenger RNA of Polyodon spathula (Mississippi paddlefish), 1716 nucleotides long. RefSeq lists its product as uncharacterized. Lineage: Eukaryota; Metazoa; Chordata; Actinopteri; Acipenseriformes; Polyodontidae. The record is from RefSeq and is a predicted model, not a curated record. The coding region runs from base 41 to 685 and encodes 214 amino acids. The transcript has 9 exons. Gene Ontology annotation, cellular component: immunological synapse; membrane; tetraspanin-enriched microdomain.
CCAAGAGCCAGCUUCACCCUCCGUACUUCAUUCAAGACACAUGGCUCUGCUCCGGCAGUAUUUCUGGCUCUGGCUGGCUCUGGGGAUCGGCUUCGUCUCUCUGAUCCUCGGGCUCCUUCUCACCCUUCUCUGCUGGUGCAUCUUCAAAAGAGGCCAGGUUGACUACUCUCUAGAGAACAGUACUAGUGAAUACAAGUUUAAAGUUCGUGAUCACCACCCAGAGUUGCCUCCGUUACCCCCCAGAAACAUUGUGUAUCCAGCACAGCUGCACGGUGCUCAGGGCCAGUCUACUUUCUGUCCAGAGAACAGUACUAGUGAAUACAAGUUUAAAGUUCGUGAUCACCACCCAGAAUUGCCUCCGUUACCUCCCAGAAACAUUGUGUAUCCAGCACAGCCGCAUGGUGCGCAGGAUAUGCAACAGCAGACUUUUCGCCACCAGCCAGAGUCCAAUCCUGGUAAGCAACAGCAGGGUCUUUCUCCUCAGCGGAGUCUUUCUCCUCAGCAGAAGUCUAGCCCAGACUCAGAGCUGCACAAGAACGAGGUUGCCAAGGAGACGGAUCCGACCUACCUGGAUGUGUUCGAUGUGCCAGAGCUUGACUAUGAUGACGUCAUGGCUCUAGUCUUUGUCAGUGAGGACUAUGAUGACACUGAGAACCAGCCACCAGCCCGGGGAUUCGCAAAGUGAGCUGGGCUGCACAGAGACAGAGUCGAGCGGCUGGUCAUGUACUGCUCCUGAUGCAAACAGCAGGAUUUAUACAAUUAGGGCUCACACAUGUGUGCAUGCAAACACAUUGCAACAUGUCAUAAUGAAUGGUGAAGCUUAAAGACCAGCAUGGUCAGUUUCAAAUACAGAUGGUAGAUCACCAUGAUACUGAAAUUGAAUCUCACCAGUAUUACAGUGUAAGCCCCUUAACAUCAUCCUAGCUGUCUUUCAGUUCUGAAGACUAAUAAAUAUUUUCCUAUUGCUCAUUUUUUUCUGAAGCUUAGAAAACUUUGUACUAGGCAAAAUCAUCAUAGAUAUUACAUUUUGUAUAUGGCUUGCUGUAAAAGGUUGUAUCGAUUCAAUGUUUUUCAAUGCAUAUUUUGUGUACCUGUAUAUAAGUAUAUAUUUAUUUUAACCUUACCUGUACUCUCUUUAAAUACUAGCAAUAUAUUUGAACAUGUCAUUUAAACAGAGAUGUAUGGAAAGGCACAGAGUAGAGAUUGGGAGCAGAGAGUAGAGUAUCAUUUGUGACAGCUGUAUUUUCUCUGCUACAUCCACCUUACAGUAUUAUGGGCUCAGCUUUGGGUGCCGCUGUUGUAAUACAAGCUGCUUGUCUGUGGAGUUCUUGGGUGGGGUCCUCACUAGGGGUGUCUGAUGUCACUGGGGCUCUUCUUCAGUCAGUAUGUUUGGAACGCCUGUUUCUGAUCAUUGUUCAUAAUUGAUAACGAAUCUCUUUUGUGCACACUGGUUUCAUGGCACAGAUGGAAAUGCAGCAUUAGAUCUUCAAUGUUACAUAUAGCUCAGACUCAGAUACAACAUUGUUCUUGAAUUGUGAUUGCAUUGCCUUUAAUAAUUCACGUUAAUGUGUUUGUCUUUAGUGCAUGAGCUUUCUAAAAACAUGGCAUUUAGAGUUGAAUACAAUAGAAAUGAAUGAAAACUGUCUGCCUGUUGAAGUAACUUUUCAUAAAUCUUACCGAUUAACAAGAACAUAAGAAAAGUCUGAGAACGAGAAA